UUUUGAUUGGAUGUGAAAAUAUAAACAUCCAAAUAGAUCGAAAUUCAAAAUUUACUUUAUGCUUCGCUGUCAUUGCAAGAAGUUGUUGAUGAAUAAUCUCAAGUCAAAAAAUAACAGCCAGCAUGUUGUCAGUGAUGCGGUCACCGUCUUUGUCAAGAGGGAGUUACGAUGAUGUAUCUCAGCACCCCCUAGAAAGAUUACACCCAUUACGGGUAGAUGUUGAACUAAGGAGGAACACAUUUACAAACUGGCCGACGAAUAUGUUUGUGUCACCUGGAAAGUAGUGUGAUAAUGGCUUCUACUAUAUGGGAAUCACAGACAAGGUCCAGUGUGCUUUUUGUGGUGGAAUUUUAAGUGGCUGGACAAAAGACGAUGAUGUCCAUAGUGAACAUUCAAAACAUUUCGGACAAUGUGAACUUGUCCGUGUGAAGAACAAUAACUGUGUUAGAAGGUUUGAAUUUUCUAGCUCAGCCCAAACAUGUCAGAAGAAAGAAAAUAAAUCUCCAGAAAAAAGUGUAAAACCGCACAACAGUCAAUAUUCUUUAUAUUGUGACAGAUUGUCCACCUACCAAUCAUGGCCAAGAACAUUAAAACAGAAACCAAAUGAUUUAGCAGCUACUGGUCUUUACUACAAAGGAACUAGAGACACUUGUCAGUGUUAUAUGUGUGGAGGGAUACUUUCUGGAUGGGAAACUGAAGACAUUCCACAAGCUGAACACAAAAAGUGGUUUCCAAAAUGCCCACUUGCAUCCGGUUGAUCGUGUUACUGGUGUUACUAUAAUAACUCAGAAAAAUACACUUUAUUUCUUGCUUUUGUAUUUCUUUUGUAUAAGAAAGAUUUUCCUUUACACGCUUUCUGUCCUUACAAUUAUUGUUUUAGCAUUGAAAUCACACAUAUAGUAUUA
Mytilus trossulus (common blue mussel) is the source of this 905-nucleotide messenger RNA. Its product is annotated as putative inhibitor of apoptosis. Gene Ontology annotation, molecular function: cysteine-type endopeptidase inhibitor activity involved in apoptotic process; ATP binding. The coding region runs from base 306 to 758 and encodes 150 amino acids. The transcript is spliced from 3 exons. Gene Ontology annotation, biological process: inflammatory response; detection of bacterium; defense response to bacterium. Lineage: Eukaryota; Metazoa; Mollusca; Bivalvia; Mytilida; Mytilidae. The record is from RefSeq and is a predicted model, not a curated record. Gene Ontology annotation, cellular component: IPAF inflammasome complex.